UGUGUUGUAACUUGUUCUGUCGGUCUCCCGUACGCCACCCUGCUUGUGUUUACCUCCCUGGGUUGGGCCUCUGGAGAGGAUUGUUCCAUCCUGCCAGUAGGAAUCACCCAAAGGAAACGCCGUGUAAGAAAAGAGCAAUGCUUUUCAGUUGAAUAUUAACCAAACAAGUUCAAGAGCUUUUCCAGUGAGGUUAACUUCUUGGGCUGGUGAAUGAGAAGGACUCCAGCAGUGAAGAAUAGGCAUGGGGAUACUCUAUUCAGAGCCCAUUUGUCAGGCAGCUUAUAACAACGAUUUCAACCAAGUCCAGCUCCUUUUGGAGCGCAACGGCAACUCUGUGAACGUCCAGGACAGCUUUGGUGGAGACACCCCUUUAAUUUGUGCAUGCAAACAGGGACACAACAGGAUAGUCAGCUAUCUCCUAAAAAGAAAUGCUGAUGUCCACCUCAGAAACAAGAAAGACCGCACGUGUCUGCAUUACGCUGUGAGGAAACGGUUCACCUUCCUUGACUACGUGCUCAUCAUAAUCCUCAUGCCCGUUAUGCUGCUCGGGUACCUCCUCAUGGUCUCAAAGACUAAACAGAAUGAAAACCUGAUCAAGAUGUUGCUUAGGGCUGGCGUGGAUGUCAAUGCUACAGACUCUUCUGGUAGCACAGCCCUUCACUACGCUUGCAAAAUGAGAAACCAGGCAGUCAUUCCUCUACUGCUUCAAGCUCACGCGGACAUCUCGGUGAAGAAUCAGGAUGGGGAGACCCCCUUAGACAUAGCCAGAAGAUUGCAGUUCCACAACAUCGAAAGCAUGCUGAGGAAAACCUCCUAGUCAUCAAGGACUUCUGAACGCACAGAAAAUUACCUCAUCUGGCACCCCAUCUUGUACAGUGGUGGGAGUCCUGCAGAGGGUUGGGUGCUGUUACUCGAUAAAGACUUGGUCCAAACCCUUGGAACAAUUUCUUUCUACAGACUUUGACUAUUUCAUGUGAGACUUCUCAGUGUCCCCAAGGCCACAUGGGUUGAAAGGAGUUAACUUGCUUUUAUGAAGCUGUGAAUGGUUAUGAUGGUGUUCAAAACAUCACCCUUCCCAUCUGCUUCCACAGGGUUAUUGCUUGACUUGGGCAGAGUGUGGAUCUUGAAAGCUGGCUGUGAUAUUUCUGGAAGCCUAAAUGUUGCAGGUGACAGCUGGCAGCCAAUGCAAAAAAUAAGAUAUCCUUUAGAGCAUGUGUUACUCCUUCUGAUGGGGGUAUGCUUGACAACUCAACAUUGUGCCACAGCGGUUUACACAAAGCCUUGUAUUUCUCCUUCUGUGCUGGGAGUGACUGGGGAAAACAGAUUUCCCAGCUCAGUGCUUCUUCCCACCCCUGCUACCAGCUUCACACACCUUGUAGCAACAUAAUGAGAAUUAAGGAAAUUAUUAUCUUCCAUCUUUUAUAUCUAUAAGGAACAGCUAAAAGAGACUUCAGCAAGUUACUGGAGACCACAAAGAAAGCCAAUUCCCGUGUCACUUUAAUGCAUUAAGAAAUAAUAAUGAAAACAUGUUUGCUGCUGUAGAAAAACAAAUCUCCUGACUACCUUUCCAAUACAAACACUGUACUAAAUA
Messenger RNA from Calidris pugnax (ruff), 1591 nucleotides. RefSeq names its product ankyrin repeat domain 22 (gene ANKRD22). Bases 242 to 817 code for a protein of 191 amino acids. Lineage: Eukaryota; Metazoa; Chordata; Aves; Charadriiformes; Scolopacidae. The record is from RefSeq and is a predicted model, not a curated record. Gene Ontology annotation, molecular function: protein binding. The transcript has 6 exons.